This is a messenger RNA of Hirsutella rhossiliensis, 2442 nucleotides long. RefSeq names its product endonuclease-reverse transcriptase domain-containing protein. Gene Ontology annotation, molecular function: nucleic acid binding; RNA-DNA hybrid ribonuclease activity. The record is from RefSeq and is a predicted model, not a curated record. The coding region runs from base 1 to 2442 and encodes 813 amino acids. The transcript has 8 exons. Lineage: Eukaryota; Fungi; Ascomycota; Sordariomycetes; Hypocreales; Ophiocordycipitaceae.
AUGACCUAUGUCCGGCGGAGUCCCUGCCUGAUGACAGAUCAGAGGAGGCCUGUGGCGACCCGCGACAUUCUCUGGCUCACCAUCAACAACAUAACAGUAGUAAACUUCUAUCGACAACCGCACUACGAUGAAGCACUGGAGAUGCUCCUCCAGUGGACCACACCAGGAAGGUGCCUAGUAGCAGGCGACUUCAACGCCAAACACAGUAGCUGGCAAACCGGCCGGCUCGAUGGCCGAGGUGACGACAUCGCCUUUUGGGCCUCUGAGAACGGCCUUAACUUGCUCAACCCUGCCGAUGUGCCAACGAACCCACAUGGCAACACAAUAGACCUCGCCUUCUCCAACAUACCACUAUCCGAAGCUGUCGUGGAGGAACACCUGGCCACCAGCUCUGACCACUUCACGCUCAGCGUGACACUCGCUGACCUGGCUCCGGCCUCGGUGCCGCUAGGAAAGGUCCGCCUCACCUCUGACGACGAGCUCGCUCGUUUCGCCGAAAUGGUCGAUUCCGGAGCAACAGCUAUCCCGGCCGCGGCCUCGUCUCCCCAGGAGCUUGAUUCCUGGCGGGCACGCAGCGCGCCCUGGUGGACAGAAGAAUGCGCCCUCGCCGCGGCGGAAUACCGCGCGAUUAGGAGAGUCUACCCUCUCGGCUUCAAUCGGGAAGUCCAGCUUGCAAAGAGAGACUUCCAGAAAGUCGUGCGGCGAGCCAAAAGACAUUACUGGCGCAAUCUGAUCGACAGCUUCACUGACAGCGCCUCCGUAUUCAAAGCGGUCCGAUGGCUGAGAUCACCGGGCGCUUUCCAGCCUCCGCCCCUACAAGUAGGCGAUGUAGUUUACGAGACGCAGCUUGACAAAGCCAAUGCCCUACGGCGGGCGACGCUCGAGCGGCGCACGGCGGACGACGACAUCCCAGAUCCGUGGAUCCCAGUCGACACAACGAAAACCGUUCCUUCACGCAACAGCAUCACGGUACAAAUGCUCAAGGCGGUAUGGCAUAUUAUCGGAAGCCACGUCCAGCGGCUGUACGAAGGCUGCCUCACCAUCGGCCAUCACCCGAAGCCGUUCAGAGAGGCCGAAGUAGUCAUGAUAACAAAACCAGGCCGAAGGAACCUCUCGACCCCUCGUGCCUGGCGACCCAUCUCCCUACUGUCCUGCCUAGGCAAAGGUCUCGAGCGGCUCAUCGCACGGCGCCUGGCAUGGGCCUCCGUCCACUACGGAGUCCUCCAUUCACAACAAGCUGGCGCUCUCCCGAAGAGAUCUGCCGUUGACCUUGUUGCCGCUCUGCUGCAUGACAUUGAAGAGGCGUUUGCCCGCGGACAAGUUGCCACGCUGAUCCUUCGCCUCCGGAAGCCGAAGGGGCGCUUCGGCUACGCAGACGACACGGGCAUCUGGCUCGACAGCACCCUGUCGUUCAAGACACACGUGGAAAAGUGGACAGCCAAGGCACAGGUCGUGGCCUAUCACUUGAAAAGUCUGGCAAACACCAAACAUGGUCCUCUUCCCGGUGCCGUUCGCAGAGCCGUAAGAGCAUGUAUCGAACCGGUGCUGCUCCACGGCACCGAGGCAUGGUACCCCGGAUUAACCAGCCCGCGAUGGACCCAGCCAGCAAAAGAAGGACCAUCCGGGAUACAGCAACUCAUCCGAAAGAUGAACAAGUCGCUUCACACAUCCAUCCGAGCCAUCCUGCCUGUUUGGAGGACGACGCCGAUCAAUGCCCUCCAUCGAGAGAGCGGCAUUCCACCGGUGAUACAACUGCUCGAGGGGCGUCGCAUGCGCUUCGCGGCCCGCCUCAAGUCUCUCGAUGAAGCCCAUCCGCUUGCGAAACGUACAGUCCGGCCCAAGCCCCCUGUCAUCCACAGUGACCAGCUGCUGCCUUGUAGCAGGCGGCCAAUUCUCCUCCCUCGCCGCUUCGGCGACGAUCAGGCGCUGCCUCUGCAAACCGCCCCGAAAGACCAGUCAGCAGCGGAUUUCCGCAUUUGGCUCCGGUCAGUGCCACCACACACUCUGGUCGUCUACUCAGACGGAUCGCUCUCCUCGGAUGCAGCGGUCGGUUUUGAUGCAGAAGCGAAAGGCGCGCUCGAGGGCCUGCGCGCUGCCCUAAGCCUCCCACGAUCGCAGAGGGUAGUCGUUUGUCUCGACAACAUCGCGGCGGCAACAUGCCUCAGAGGCAUGCCGGCAGACUCCUCCCAGGAUGUCUUCCUCGAGUUCCAGGCCCUGGCCACAGCACACGGUGCCACGGAGGUCCGCUGGAUCCCCGGCCACACCAGCAUCCCAGGCAACGAGCAGGCCGAUGCCUUAGCGAAAGCAGGAACCUCUCCCGAGCCCGCAGGCGCUGUCCCGACACUGGCAUAUCUGCGCAGGGCUGCUGGGCAGCAGCCUAAAGUGCAGUUAAAGCCUGGUGGGAAGCCUCUGCACCCGAACAGUACAAGCCACUGCACCUAA